AUACAUUAAUGUGCCCAUGAUUUUAAAUUUAAAAUUAAUUUUCAUAAAAUUCAUAACUAAGUAAUGGAGGCCGGUGAAUCGUUUUUAUCUUGUGCUGUAACAGUGGAAUGGACUACCACUCAAGGUUCUAUUUCUAGGAAAAUUCAUUACAAGACGGCUUCGCUUAGACUAAUCAGGAACGAAUUUCGCGAAAUGUUUUUAGAAGUGACAUCCGAAAAACAUGCCGCGACUAAAUUGGCUCUUAAAAGUUUCAAUGUUUUCAAAAAGUUUAUGGCUGAAGGUAAAGCAAGUAUUAAGUUCCAGGAAGCUAAUUGUACAAUAUUUAUUUCAAAUGCACCUCCUACAAAUUUGGUAAUGUUUCUUCGAACUAUAUUUGUUAAGAUGACCAGUGAUAAAGAGCAAACAGCAAAUAAAACUCCAACAAAACAGUCAAUGAGGGCAAAGCUGUUAAGUGGUAAAUCCCAAUCUUUUGAUGAAAUAAGCCCAGUUACAGUUGCCGACAUUCAUAUUGCGAAAAGUAAAAUUUCAAAAUCUACAAUCACAACACCAUCACCGCCUUCAAAGAAACGUAAGAAUGACGACCCAAGUAGAGGUCCUGCACCAAAAAAAUUGUAUUCCCCUUCACCUCUUACUACCACUAAUUCGUUAAAUUCUGAACAGCAAAGAGUUUUGGAAGCAUGUUUGGGUGGAAAAAAUAUUUUUUUCACUGGCUCUGCAGGAACAGGAAAAAGUUUCUUAUUAAAAAGGAUUGUGGCAGCUCUACCUCCUGAUGUAACAAUGCCCACUGCAUCCACUGGUGUCGCAGCUUGUCACAUUGGUGGAACCACUCUUCAUGCUUUUGCUGGCAUAGGUGAUGGUAGUGGGUCUAUCGAAAAUUUAUGUGAAAGAGCUACUAAAAUACCAUUGGUAGCACAAAAAUGGAGAAAAUGUAAACACCUUAUUAUAGAUGAGAUAUCAAUGGUCGAUGGAAUAUUUUUUGAGAAAUUAGAAGCUGUUGCGAGACAUAUUAGGAAAAAUGACAAGCCAUUUGGUGGCAUUCAACUGAUUCUUUGUGGUGAUUUCUUACAACUACCACCAGUAGUGGACAAGAAUAAACAGAAGAGAUUUUGUUUUCAAUCACAUUGUUGGGAUAAGUGUAUUGAACUUUGUUUUGAACUAAAACAGGUACAUAGACAAACAGAUCAAGAAUUUAUUUCGAUUCUCAAUAGUAUCAGAAUUGGUCGUGUUACUAAAGAAAUCAGCGACAGAUUAACAAGAACAGCAAGACAGAAAAUUGAGGCUGAUGGCAUUUUAGCAACUAGAUUAUGCUCACAUACUAAUGACUCAAAAAUGAUAAAUGAGUCAAAAUUGAUAGCUUUGGAUGGAGAGGGAAAAUUAUUUACAUCACAAGACAGUGACAAUGCUACUACAUUAUUGGAUAUGCAAACUAUUGCCCCUUCUAAACUCAUGUUAAAAAUUGGAGCACAAGUAAUGUUAUUAAAAAAUAUUAAUGUAAAUUCAGGUUUAGUUAAUGGAGCCAGAGGCAUUGUUGUUCGAUUUGAAGAAGGAUUCCCUGUCGUUAGAUUUAAAAACAAAAAAGAAUACAUAGCUAGAACAGAACGCUGGUAUGUCAAAAAUUCGAAUGGUACAUUAUUAUGUCGCAGGCAAGUUCCGUUGUCUUUAGCAUGGGCUUUUUCAAUACACAAGUCACAAGGGUUAACUUUAGAUUGUGUUGAGAUGUCACUGUCGAAAAUAUUUGAAGCUGGACAAGCUUAUGUUGCAUUGAGUAGAGCACAAAGCUUAGACAGCCUUCGUGUAUUAGAUUUUGAUUCCAGACAUGUAUGGGCAAACCCUGAUGUUCUAGAAUUUUAUCAAAGAUUCAGAAGAAGAUUGCAACAAAUGGAGAUAGUACCACUUGGUAGACCAUUACCUGAAAAAGCAACUAAGAAGUUGAAACUUAGAGAUAUUUUAGAGAAGCAAUUAAGAAGGAAAUAGUGAUCUUUUUAAAAGAAUGUCAAGCUAAGAAUUAUGAAGUGAUGGAAUAUAAGACUGAUAAGUCAAGACUUAUAGACUUAAAUAUUUUGUCAAUUAAGGAGCUUAUGCACAUCUAGCAGAUGCCUGCCUGGCAAGCAAUUUUCUGUAUUUUGUUCUAAUACUAAAUGUAUAAUACAUCCAUCCUCUGUUAGUCUUUAGGCACUUGACAGGCAGGGACAUGCAAUAUGUAUGCACACAGGCACGUGCUGUGCUCAGUUCUAGGUGGGAAGUAAUGUUUCUAUUGCUGGAAAUACUACUUAUUAAGUGGACAGAAAAUAAGCUUGUGUCAGAAUAAGUUCCUUUAAUUAGCAUGAAUUUUUUACUGUUUUAUAUAUAUUGUGAC
Messenger RNA from Bombyx mandarina (wild silkworm), 2356 nucleotides. RefSeq names its product Pif1 DNA helicase (gene Pif1). Lineage: Eukaryota; Metazoa; Arthropoda; Insecta; Lepidoptera; Bombycidae. Gene Ontology annotation, molecular function: DNA helicase activity; ATP hydrolysis activity. Gene Ontology annotation, biological process: DNA repair; telomere maintenance. The record is from RefSeq and is a predicted model, not a curated record.